AUGUCCAGUUCGAUUUCUCAGGCGUUUAAAGGAUUGAAUCUUGGCCGCGCUGAAUCGGUUUCAGAGCAUGAAAACGUUUACGAAGUGUCGUACCAGUACUUGAGUAAUGUUCGUGGUUUCCAAGACGUAAACUCAUUCCACAACUGUUUGGUGGCCCUUAUUAAUUUGGACAAAUAUCACAAGGCUUUCCAGUUGAUCCAGAAGGUGGGUGAAGACGUUCAUAGUAGCUUUGUAGUGGAAAAGGCAUACAUUUACUACAAGUUGGGGAAGACUAAGCUACUUGAAGAGUUGUACGCAGGACAGAUUGACCAGUUAGACUCCAACAGUAUUGGGGCCAGAGCUUUGAAGCACAUUGUAGCACAGAACCACUACAAGGAGGGAGCUAGUGUUCCAGCAUUGAAGUUGUAUCAAGAAUUGAUUGGAAGCAAUAAAGAAAUCGAUUCUACAUUGGACUUGAGCUGUAACGAAAGUGCUAUCAUCAGUCAGAGUAAUUUUAUGGGCCAUGAAGUUAGCCAAAGUGCUGAUCUCUUGUCGUCUUCUUCUAUUUCUCUGUCGAGCUCAUCUUAUGACUUGCUCUUCAACCAAUCCUUGAUUCAACUAUCACAAAACAACUUUGAAGGCGCUUUGAGCCUUUUGUCCAAGGCUGAAUCAGAAUGCUUGGAGCAAAACGUGGACUCUGAUGCAGAAGACUUGAUGCUUGAAGUAACUCCAAUCAGAUUAACCGUUGCUUAUGUGAAUCAAAUAUUAGACAACGAUGAAGUAGCAAAGGAUAUAUUGUUUCUGUUAAAAUUGGAAACAAUUAACGAUCCAAUGAUCAAAUUGAUCGUUGCCAACAAUUACUAUUCAGUUAAUGGAACAGGAGAACAAGAAAUUCUUUUAGAGAGAGAAUUGAACUACCAGAAAAACUUACAUACAUUACAGAACAAGUUGACCAAGCCACAGUACCAAUCCAUCAUAAAGAACCAUUUCAUAUUAAGCUACAAUUCCAGCACGUUGUCGACGCUGUCUUCUUACUUCAAACCUGCCUUUCUUCAGAACUGGGUUGAGUUAUAUGGAGGUGAAUACACCCCAUACGUCUAUAAGGUGUUAACUAAAUUGAGAAUCAGCCUGUCUGAGUUAGAAGAAGAUGCAUCCAGCAAGGAAAAGGUUGUCUACAAGUUUGUCACCGAACAGUUGAAGACUCCUUCUUCUAGCGAUGUAGGGACUACCAUCGGAGCACUCUUCAUCCUCUUCCACCUUAAUCACAAAGCUCAUAAAUAUGACCAUAGUAUAUCUAUCUUGGAAAAAUUGUGUAUUGGCGGGGAAUUCACCGAACUCAAGACAUACAAGCCCGCAUUUUCAGGUAUAUUGAUCAAGAUUUACGAAACUUUGAACCUUUCCAAUAAAUUGACAUCGUUCUUGUCAUAUUUGACAGAAAAUUUCCGUUCUUCUGAUUUCAAAGAUAUCAACUACUAUAACUUUGCUAAGAUUAUUGGGUUUAAAUUAAUUCUGAUUGACGAAGAGAGUGCGAAGGGAAUAUUCCAAAAGCUCUUGAAUGAAAAUUCUAAUGAUAAGCUUAUCAAGUCUGUUCUCAGUGGUGAUGACAGUUUCGAAUUGGAUACGAUAAAAAAUCUCACAUCGUCAGCAACCAAGACAGUGGAAGAGUUAUUGAAAGUUGAGAUUGAAGAUUUGAUUAGACAGCCCGCCAACGAUGUAUCCACGAGCAGACCGUCUGCAGCUAAGACUAAACCAAAGGCUGCCAUUGACAAGGUGGCCAAGGUGAAGAGGGCCAAGUUCUCAUCCAAGAAGAUUUACAAGGACGAGUUUGAUCCAACUGGACUAGACAAGGAAAGAUGGUUACCAAUGAAGCUUCGUAGCUACUAUAAGCCAAGCAAAAAGGAUAAAAAGAAAAACGCAGGAGGGCACCAAGGUGUGGUAGAGCAUAGUUCGACUCCUACGCCUUCCUCAAGCGGAAAUUCAUCCAAGAAGAAGAAGAAGGGUAAGAAAUAG
Dujonia railenensis is the source of this 1989-nucleotide messenger RNA. The record is from the annotation of a GenBank genome assembly. Lineage: Eukaryota; Fungi; Ascomycota; Pichiomycetes; Serinales; Debaryomycetaceae.